CAAGUCAGACAAGAUAAAAAAAAAAAAGCCGCCCAUGUGUUUGCUAAAAGACUAAGGGAUAUUUACCCUAGUCUUGUUAUUCGCUCUGACGGCCGCCGUGAAUUAGCUGAGAUAACAUCAAACGCGAAAUAAAAGAUGGAAUGAUACAGAGCAUUGAAAAGAACGCGACACUGCAAAACACUUUUGCACGAUAAAAAUGUUUCUUUGAACAAACCAAAUUAAGUUUAAACCUUUCUAAUUCCUGUGUUAGGUAUACUUGAGAGGCCUUGAAAUGUUUUUUCGUCCUUGUCUUUGAAUCCUAGUUCUUCUCGUGACAUAAUGAGCCUGAAAUUUGAAGCGCGGAACCUAACGUUUUCAAUCACCUCAUGUUGCACACAUUUCCAAAGAUCCACCGCCCAAGUGCUAUGGAGGGUUGCUGAGAGAAUAUCAUGUUUGAGUAAACAUAAAAGCAUCAUAUUUUAUAGGGUUAAACAGCACAGCUUACGAGAAGACACUAAAAACACUCGAAACAUAUCCAAACUUUGCCUGUGGAAGGCUGAAAUUUAAGUGACUUUUUUUUUGUCACCAGUUGUGAAAGCUAGGCUCAAUGAAAACUUUCGUAUCUCACAGUUUUUAUUUUCACUUUUCUUGCAAGAAUUGCGAUCGAUCCUGUUAUAAUUUAGCUAGGCAAAUAACAUGUAUUAUAAACAUGUUACAUGUAAAUAACAAAGCUUGGAGAAGUGAGCCGAUGGACUUCAACUCAAAACAUUUCGUAAGAGAAGGAAUAAAGAGCCCUGUUUUACGAUUGACUGUGUUGUGCGUUUAAAACUAAGAAGCAUUGAAAACAGGCCUGCCUUUGAAGUCAUGCAAGUUAGAAGAUUACAAGGGAUAAAUAGUGCUUAAUCCAUUUAAGUCCAGUAACAUUGGGAGAAAAAGCCCAGUGAAUUUCCCGAGGAAUGGCUUUUCACAAAGACCAUUUAACUCAGCAAAUUUCGCGAACAUGGCUGAUGUGGCUAAAAACGGGGGCGAAACACCUUCGGAGUAAUCAACGCUAAUUGACAUUGAUAAAUUAAUUCCCAGAUUUGAAAUUAAGUUGAUCUCGACUGUUCUGAAUAGAUACUUGAAACAAUUUACAGCAUCCAAAAAUCGGUUCAUCUGCUUAUUCUGCGCACGUGCCAAAGACAAUGAACACGCGGCAAACUAAAAACGCUUGGCAAGCUCCAGCAAUUAAGCUGACUAGAUAAGAUAAGCUAAUUAGGUUCCUAAAAUUAAGAGCUGAGACACUGCUGCGAAUAUUAAUUUUUAAAAUGCUCGUAUCGAUCGAACGCUGUCGCGCAUUUUCAGGGAAUUAAGGAGAAGUACAUUAUUUGGCGAAGGGUUCUGUAGCUAGUGUCUGCAAUGUACUGUUUUCGUGGCGCAUGGCGUCGACAGAACAUACUGUAUAUGCGUACAUCGUCGUACUUUAUUAAACAAGUUCUCUUCUUGCAAAAGAAACUGCGGCGUGGUCGUCUUUCAAGUGUUUACACGCGCCAUUGUACACCCAGAUCUAAUCGCUCUAUUAGCUUACACGUACAGAAAUUGAUCUGUGUAAAUAUUUACCCUCAAAAGUGUUUUGAUUCUGUCGGCUCAUUGAAAACAUGUAGUUCGGCUCGACCAAAAACAAUUCGGGUGAUUCUCUCUUUAUAUCUGAAAGGUGUUGUUGGUCGGCUUUGUUUGAUCGCCAGAGACAGCGCUUCAACUUUGAAUCACACAAGCGAGGAAUUUCAUACCUCGUUGCGAAAUUCGCAAAAGAAGGGUUGAUAGUUUUAUUUAAAUGUUAUCUGUUAAUUUAGGCGCACUUCGCGGUGAUUUGCCGUAAAUAAUCUAUCAUAAUGAGAUUAAUUUUGCUUGUUAUAACAUGCACACAUCAGCUGCCCUAAAAUGCUUUUGUUUGCGUUUUCCAAAUUGAAAUCUCUGCCAAAACAUUAAGGGCCUCAUGGAUAAUUCACUUCUGACGUAAUCGAAUUCAGUCUAAAAUUUCUUCCGCGGCUUUUCUGUACCAAUCACAGAAUUCCGUAGCUCUUAAAGUGAUGUUAACCUUGCAGGUAAUAAAAAACGUAUUUGCACGCUCGCGCCCAACAGUGCCUCAUUAAAAUUGCAUUGCUUUCCCGCAAUUACGAAAAUAUCGAGUUCUGUUUCUUUUGAUAAGGUAUCAUCUAAAGUAAGUCGGACACGCGACCAUGAGAAAAGCAGGCUUUGUUCGAAUGUGCAAAUCUGACUGAAAUGUUUAAUUAGCUAUUGGGAAUUCAAUGGGGUUCCUAAAAUUCACCUGCCAAUCAACGUUAAAGACCAUCUUGUUUAGAACGCAUGCCACGCGACUUUGCCACGCGCCGCAUUCAACGUUUAUCAGCGACCUCUUAACCUUGCCAGGUGGUUGUGGCUCUUCUAAAUAAUUGUACAAACUUGUUUUUUUUUAUUCCUUCCAAAUACGUACUUCCAUAACAGAUUUUAAUUGGAUGAAAUGAACUCACUGUGUGCCAGAUUCGCUUUUCAUUUCCAAUUGCGAAGGCGCCGUUUUAUUAAAUCUCUUGCUAAAGAGGGGCUAAGCUUUCUUCCAAUUAGCCCCGUUCACUCCUCUAAACUCGAACAAUAAACAGCGGUUGAUAUUUUUCUGUAGAACGUCUUUGUUCAAGACCAAAAUGUUUUCUUUAAGGGCUUUUUUCAUUAUUUUUUACCUGAGUCGCCUUGCCUCUAGCUUGCACGUGGGCAAGUCUUUUAGGACAAACAAAAAUCACCCGACAAUACUGCAAUUUAACUCUAAACUCCCGGCUUUGUUUUGCGGCGAUUUGUUUGAAUGCAAUUUAAAUUAGACAAAGACUUUGCAACAGUGUGGAAAUCGUGCCAAGGAAAACCAAGUCCCUAAACCUCGACCAGAAACGUGUUAUGUAAUUGUUUAGUUGUUAUAAAGUGAUUCCGGAUAAAUUGAGAUAAGAAACGCUUUCAGAGAUUAAACCCCUACCGAAUGAAAAUAAAGGCAAAUUUCAAAGCCAUUUAACGUGAUAGCAGCCUACAGAGAGAGUGCUUGGUGGUGAAAUAAGCAUUUUUAAUUUUAAACGCGUGCUACGCUCUAUAAAGCACAGUUGGCGACGAGCUCAUCCCAGCAAUUCCGGCGCCAUGUUUAACAUUCAGAGAAGGCGAUACACGCGCGGACGAGUGAAUUUAGAAUGGCUUUUUGAGAGAAGUCCGUUUUCACCCUUUAUGUGGUGAAUUUAAACGGUUUGUGAGUUAAACGGACGUAAAAGAACGCUUUCUUCUUCUUCACUGCUAUAUUUGAUGUGUGAUGAAGUACUAUUGAAAUCCUUAAGGAAGCGUGGUAUUUAUUUUCAGUGCAUUGUUUUUUUGGACAAUUUCAUUUACAUAACAAAGCCGAAAAAAUCUUGACACACUGGGCCACGUUUCUCUUUUUCGUCCACGCGGAUUUAUGUGACAACUUGUCAGAAAUAUAAUGACCAGGAUAACCUAUUUACCUCAACAAGUUUCACAAGAGCCUGCUCGCACAAAUAGAACAAAACAAAAUCUUUAGCGAGACCAGCUAAUGCAAUUAAAACCGUGAAAACGAUUAAAAUCAUAUUUAACAACAUUCGAUGGGUUUCCCACGCUACAGAAUUCGCUAUUGGCUCGUCGCAACGCAUCUCGACUCUUCCGUAAGAUUCAAAGGUUCGUGCAUGGUUAAUGAAUUACGAAAAAAUUGUUCUUGCCCGCGCGAGACGAUGACACCUGGUAUACCGAAAGAAAGCAAUUGAACCCUUGUGUAUUACAAUACUGUAUUAUGGAGCAGCAAAUGAUAACUCCUUUCCAAUAGAAACGCGUCGUAGAUUUCUUGUUCUGUUGUGAUACAGAUAAUACUCAAUUAGUAUUUUAUUUUUCGGCCUUUCAAGCUACGAUAAAAUAUUUAUGCCGGGUUGUUCUGGAUAUUGCAAUUACAAAACUAUUUUCAGACAUCUCGGCGACUUGAAAACAUUAGCGUAGAUUGCGUUGAACAUUUUUUGUUUCAAAGCGAACUGAUUUUCCAGCCAUGGCAUACUGUUCAGUUAAUAUGCUUAGAUGAAAGCAGAGAUACACACAAGGUUGCUUACAGUUUAGAAUCUAUGUAUCUCUUUUUCGCUUAGUUGCUUAGCGAUGUUGUAUAAACUUGGUUCCGUCGGUAUGUUAAUGUGCUCUAAACAAACAUCUGCUUUCAGAAGACGGGAAUAAAAUUCACGAUUCGUCCCUUCAGAUGAGUCAGCCCUGUUUCCUCCUGUUUGCACAUUGUCCCCUGGUUUUUCUUUAGAAAUCCGUUCCCGGGAAUUGACGGCAGUUGUUCGGUCCUAAAACAAUCGGGCGAAAAAAGAAUGUUUCAACGUAAACAAGAAAUCUUCAUAAGAAUAUAGAAUCCAAAAGGUGUUGUACCAUUAAAGAAGAUUAAACAUUCUUUCUGUAAAACUCGAUAAAAUAUUCAUACAGCUGUUUUUUGGUAGACGUUUUUAUGCUUCACUGCAGUCCCCUGAGGCUGCAGGCUUUUUUUAGUUUAUUUGUAAAUAAUACCAAACGCAGUUCUUUCCAGUUGUACGAAUGUUUGAUAUGGACCGGAAGUGAACUUCGCGCGUUUGAGUAAACUGGUCGUUCUGUUUCAGAAGCGAAGUACGUUAUUUCCGCACUUUAGAAAGUACAACUACAGAACGUGAAAAUUAGAGUUCGCAAUUAGGUGAUAAUGAGCUUGCAGGGGCGGGGAAAGUUUUCUUCAAUUGUUCAAAGACGUUAUUAAGGGUGCCCUCGGGCCUGCUUUUGAUUGGCUGCGCCGAGACCUCCCUUGAGAGAAGAUCUCUUGUCUGUCCAAUGGCAAAACGCCUGCACGGCCGCGGUUGGACAGCUUGCCUUGUGUUUUUGUUUGUAGUUGCCUCUUUUCAGCUGACAUAAUGCACAUAAAAGAAAAAAGAGCACACGAGCGCUUUAAAAACUGCGGCACGCGCCCAGCAAAUUAGCCAUAGUUGAUACAGUGACACUCGAUAAAGGCCUCGUGUAGUUGAUUAAGAUUCGCGUGCGCCUUGCUACAGAAAGUCUUCCAAAUCGUCCAAACCUUCUUCGCUGCCGUGGUUAGAGGAAUCUUUCUUGGAGUUCGUUUAGAAGCUUCCACAGCCCUGACAGCGCGAUUAACUGAAUCUAAUAUAACUGUAUUCAAGGUCAACCGAACAUGCCUCGAUCAUUUCUUGUCAAGCUGAAAAAGAGUAGUCCGACCUGUUUCUUUUGGGAAGAAGCAGGUUCUGACAUACCCACGGCUCCGCCUAAUGUAUGGGAACCAAUCCGAGUUGAGAUCGAACCGGCUCAGAUAUUCCAGCCCAUCAAGUUGGAUCUCGCCACGCUCGACCCAGAAAUUUUAACUGGAAAAGGACAGCUGAGGCCGAAGGCACGCUUUUUCAGUCCGUUUACGUUUAAUUCACUUCAGUUAAAUCCUGACCACCGUGAUAUUGGAGUUGGCAAACCACUGUAUGCUAAAGAAGUACCGUGCCCUUACGACUCUAGAAACGCCAGCCCUCUAAGCCUUGACGGUGCUCUUGUGCCUUCACCGACUCGCAGCGAUGAUGGGUACCCGAGCGCGGGAAUUUUUAUUCCCGGAAGUGGCUUUCUGGGGCUGGAAAACACCAAACCUUCUUCACUGCCCGUGGUGAGUUCUGAACCCGGUUCUGUUGGCCGAAAGCGACGCAACGGAGCGCCCAAAACAUUUACCUGUGAAGUCUGCGGUAAAGUGUUCAAUGCGCAUUACAAUCUGACCCGACACAUGCCUGUGCAUACCGGAGCCCGUCCCUUCAAGUGUAAAAUCUGUGGCAAGGGCUUCAGACAAGCGAGCACGCUAUGCCGGCACAAAAUUAUCCACACGAAAGAAAAGCCUCACAAAUGCAACAUUUGUGGAAAAGCGUUCAACAGGUCUUCCACCUUGAACACUCACAUCCGAAUUCACGCCGGUUACAAGCCGUUUGUCUGCGAUAUUUGUGGCAAGGGAUUCCAUCAGAAAGGCAACUACAAAAAUCACAGACUCACACACACCGGCGAGAAACCAUUCAAGUGUCACAUCUGCGGCAAGGCCUUCCAUCAAGUGUACAAUCUGACAUUUCACAUGCACACGCACAAUGAUAAGAAGCCAUUUACAUGCAAGGAAUGCGGCAAAGGAUUCUGCCGGAAUUUUGACCUUAAAAAGCAUAUCCGUAAACUACACGAAAACAAAGAACAACGUGACAGAAUGGAACAAUGAACCACGCGUCGUUAACUGUCCUUCACGUCGAGAAAAAAAAGAGCGAGCACUUAAGCUCGUAGCGUAAUUUAUUGGCUUAUAUUGUGUACAAAACCUUAAGAUUUGUUCUACAACGACUGUAGCAUCGGAACUGUAUUUAAUGAGAGAUUAGAAUGCAAGACAGUUAAGGCUUAUGUGAAUAUAAUAUAAACGUUGUUUUAGUAUAACGGAAAGCGCACGUGGAUGAACAAUGGAAGUUGUAAACUAUGAGUAAUAAUAUGUACAUUAGAGAACAAAAGCGAACGGCUUGGCUGUGAAUAUAUAAAUAUGGUCAAAUAUCAGUUUAUACAAGAUUGUACCUCCGUUAAAUACUUCAACCCUAUUCUGUGUAAAUAGCAAAAUAGAAGCAAUGAGAAAAUAAUCAGUAAAACAUUCAGAUUUAUCACACAUAAUUGAGUUCAGUGUCUUUUAAGAUGCAUAUGCUGUUUUCCUUAAUGUGAGAAGUUAGACAAUUUUCUUGCGUGAAUUGCUAAUUUAAAAGAGCGCGCACUUCACAGUUUGAUGGAAAGUGAAUUUCAAUUUAAAAAAAAUCAAUGUAGCAAACUUGAUUGAUUUCUUGUGCGAAAACCUCACUUAAGGUUAAACGUCUCUGUUUAAAAUAGGAUUUAAAACAUAUUUAUCGCUCCAUACGAUUCAAAACAGUUAUUUAAUAAGUCCAAUACAUGUAUUUUUAAAAGUUUCCAAACGCGACCAAAAAGUUAUCAGUUUAGUUAGACGAGAUUACCAAUAUUGAAAGCCAGGGGUAGUAACACUUCGUUUUUUUCUAAAGCUUUCGACCCCCCAUGUUGAAAACUUAAUUACGUUGAGUUACUUGACGAGAUUCCUAAGUUAUACGGCUGAAUCUGAAUGGUUUUGAAUCAGCCUGUAAAGCCUUUGCGAUAAAAUUUGUCUGGUCUUAAUCACAAGAAAAGUUAUAAGAACUGCUCAAAAUGUUGUCACAAUUAAAUUAUCCCGCAAAAUUUUCGUAAAAGAAACCAAUUAAAGUUUGAUUUACUGCUCGAAAAAUGUUUGCAGAAACCGAUACAUCUCAACGCACUGCUUAUUUUGCCUUUUCAUUCCAAACUUUAUCAUUAAAAUGUAUUUAAACCCCCGUAUUUGCGUUCUGUUGACUAAUUAUAUUAACUAAAAUAUAUUCCGUUAUGGAGACACUUUGUAUUUUGCGCCGGCAGUGGAAAUAAAUUGGGAAAUUCAUUUUUAUUUAUAUUUCGUUGGUUUCUACUUUGACACCUGCCUCAAACUUGUUGUGACUGUAAUUGAGGUUGCACAGUUUCGUGGGAUAAGGGGAAGGGCGAAAGAGUGGUAAUGACGGAGGAGGUGGGAUUAGGGG
Molecule: messenger RNA, 7610 nt
Organism: Orbicella faveolata
Lineage: Eukaryota; Metazoa; Cnidaria; Anthozoa; Scleractinia; Merulinidae
Biological process (GO): regulation of transcription by RNA polymerase II
Cellular component (GO): nucleus
Molecular function (GO): DNA-binding transcription factor activity, RNA polymerase II-specific
Source: RefSeq, a predicted model, not a curated record